UCUGUUACACCGGAACAACAUGAGCAAAAAACGAAAAGGCAAAUAUUUUCUGUAUUUUUUAUUACAUAUGUUUAGUUUUAGCACCUGUAAAUGCGGAUGGACAGAAGAUGGGGGAUAUAUUGGACUCUAUCCUGGUGGAUGCACCGUAAAAAGUGACUGCCCAAUGGAAGAAAGGUGCAUGCAUUCAGUAGAAGAAACAAUUUGUCCUAGUGAUCAUCAAAAUCUAUGCAGGUGUACUUUAGGUUGUGAGAUUGAUAAUCUGAUUGUUCGUUAUGAGCAGUGGAGACCCAUUCCAGGAAAGGGAUUCUGCAAGUGUAUCAAUUCUUUUACAAAUGAAUCAAACUGUGUGGAACAUUUAGACUUAUGAUGUUACAGAUGAAAUAAAGAGCUGAUGAACAUUUUUAUAUCAAUUUUAAACUUGAAAGUUCCUCAGGAAAGCUGGUGUUAAGCAGUUUAUCUUCUUCUAAUUUCACAGGUGUGCUCUAAUGAGACAAUACUAACUCAUCCUCGAUAAUCCAAUUUUUCUCUAAAUUUUACAUUUUUCAAAUUAAUACUAAGAUUUUAAAAAAAUAUUACGGUUACAAUGAAACAGGUAUGCUAGCAUUAUUUUCUGCUUUGUACAUCUUUUUCCACUUAGCUGAAUAGAAAGGAAAAUGAGUAAAUAAAUAAAAAUGCUACAGUUAAUGUAUCUGUGUCUUUGUUCUAAUAUUUGAUAAAUUAACUUGAUGCAGAUAUAAAAAUCAAUGCGGGUUAUUUGUGUUUUGGGAUAGGAAUUUUUUAAAGUUAUUUAUAUUUUUAAUAUUGCAUUGUUGUUUUUUUUAUUAUCAUUUUCUCUUGUUACUUUUUUGAAUUGUAUGAAUUGUAAAUAUAUUAUACACAUAGAUGCAUAAAAGUUUUUUAUGGUUGCAAGAAA
Saccostrea cuccullata (small rock oyster) is the source of this 913-nucleotide messenger RNA. RefSeq lists its product as uncharacterized. The transcript has 4 exons. NCBI's taxonomy places the organism in Eukaryota, Metazoa, Mollusca, Bivalvia, Ostreida, Ostreidae. The record is from RefSeq and is a predicted model, not a curated record. Bases 20 to 367 code for a protein of 115 amino acids.